AUGCACCAGAGACCCAGCCAAACAAUACGUGCGGAGCCGAGCCGCGCGCGCGCCGGGGCCGGGGCGGCCGAGGAGGGGACCGGCGCGGGGGGCCCGCGCCCUCGCCCUCAAACUCGGGGACCUCGCGCUGUCGCUGGGAGAACGCUAACGGGACCCCGAGCCCCCACGGAGGCGCCCCUCCCCCACCCACCCCACCCCACCCCCACACAGCGCGACCCCCACAGCCGGCCCCCGCCCCGGGCGGCCCGGGGCGACCCCCGCCGCCGGCGGCUGCCUCACUCCGCCCUCGCGGCCGCGCCCGCACUCCCGCAGCCCGCGGGCCGCCCGCCAACGCGCCUGGGACAUCAGCGGAGCCGCCGGCAGCCUGAGGCCCCGAAGCGGCAGCGGCGACGGCGGCCGCGCCGCGGGGCGCUCGUCCCGGGUCGGUGGGAGGCUUCGGAGGCCGCCCUCACCCAUCUCCGCCUCCCGGCGCCUCCGCCUCCGGAGGCUGCGCCGCUCCCGGCCACCCCCACUGUCGGCGGCCCUGAGCUGGAGACACGGCGGGGACAAGCCUCACCCGGUUCUGGCUGCGGCUCCGCGGAACGAACCUCCCCGCCCCCGGCCCACCCCCCUUCGGCAACACGCGCAACUCCGCUCGGUCCAGUCCCGGCUUUAGCGCUGGUGAGGAGGCGGAGGCGGCGGCCGCGGCGGCGCGGCCCGACCCGGCAGGCCCCGCCCCCUGCGCCCUCACUGGCGGCCGGGGAGGGCGGCCUGGGCGCCUCGGGGAUGCCCAUUGGCUGCGUCCGCCUUCCUUCAGGACCCCCCCUUGAGGGGGUGGUCCGAUGCCCUGUCCGUCAGCCGCAGACCACACCCCCGCGCCUCCAUUCCAUACAACCCCCCCUUCCCCGCCCCCACCGUGGCCCGGCCCGUCAGGGUCGGGCCGCCGACUCCGAUUCCCGCAGCACCGGCCGCGGCUCGGCCCCUGGGGCUGGGCGCUGUUGGGCCCCGGCGGCCCGAAGACCUGAUCCGGGCCACCUGCCCUCGCAACGGCUAUGA
Budorcas taxicolor (takin) is the source of this 1035-nucleotide messenger RNA. RefSeq names its product proline-rich protein 2-like. Lineage: Eukaryota; Metazoa; Chordata; Mammalia; Artiodactyla; Bovidae. The transcript is spliced from 2 exons. The record is from RefSeq and is a predicted model, not a curated record. The coding region runs from base 1 to 1035 and encodes 344 amino acids.